Messenger RNA from Tetrahymena thermophila SB210, 1131 nucleotides. RefSeq lists its product as hypothetical. The record is from RefSeq and is a predicted model, not a curated record. The transcript has a single exon. NCBI's taxonomy places the organism in Eukaryota, Ciliophora, Oligohymenophorea, Hymenostomatida, Tetrahymenidae.
AUGAAUUUAAAAUUAAUUCUGUUAACUUGCUAUAUUUCUACUACAAUAGUUCUAGCUGAAUCAAAGAAAUCUGACACAGCUUGUAGUUCUCAUACUGCUUUUAAUAAAGCAAGGAGUGUUCUUACAAAUGCUCUUAUUUCUGAUGCUAAAGGAAAGCAGAAAAAUGAGGCUCUUUAAAAGUAAUUUUAAAAUGCUAAACCCUCUAAGAGAUCAGCUAAUGAUCUAGGUGUUUGUUCUUAAUAUGCAGGAUAAAACUCAUGUUGCAAUAUCAAUAUGGCUAAGCUAAUUGACUAAGCUGCUUUACUAAAAGUCAAGCCUAUUUAAUAAGCUAAAAGUGUUUUCUAGAAAUUCAUACGUAUUUAUAUAACUCAAUUAUAUAAAAACUGCCCUGCAACUGCAGUUCCCUCUCCAGCUAUCACACAUGAAAAUAUAAUUAUCAAUAAAAAUUUAAAGAUUUUUUAGGUAAAUAGAGCAACUUAAGCUUCGUGUAAGAUAAAUUUUGGAAAAGCUAUUUCAUCUUUCACUAGAGGUGCUUUUUGCUCAAUUUGUGCUGGGGUUGAUAAAUUAAGUGAUUACUUCAAUGCUCAAGGACAACUAAAAAUAUCUCAAGACUCAGUAAAUGUAUUUUAAAAGGCAACAGAUGAAGCUAUUAAUUGUCAUGCAUAGCUUUUUAGUUAAACGAGUAUUGAAUAGAUGGUCAACGAACUAAAUAGUGCUUAUAUUAAAGAUGGCGAUAAAUGUGGAGAUUCUGUUGUUUCAAAAAUGAAAUCUAUCUUUGCUAACCAUAAAGUUACUAAUGAUGAUGGUAAAGGUGGUAAAAUAUGCAAAGGCGUUAUUGUUUUUGGCGAUAACUCUGCUUGCGAAAAUACUCUUUAGGGUGACCCAACUCUAGAAUAAAAAAGCGGUAGAUUCCUUAAUUUUGAUGACGAAAAUAUCAACAGAUUGCUUGAAGCAACACCUGAUGCUGUUAUUGAUCAAAGUGGAAUCAGUAUUUACACUACAAGCUCAACUGAUGAUCAAAUAGAUGAAUCAGGUAAUGCUAUUUCACCUAAUUUUGAAGGAAUAAAAACUAAUAGUAGCAUAAGUUUGAUUGCUGGCAUUUUAGUUUGGUUAUUGUUUUUAUUGAUAUGA